AUGGCUGUUAAGUCAAGAAGGUAUCGUAAUACAAAAAAAAGUGCUCCUGUGAAUCAUUUGGAUGUCACGGAAAGUUUGGGUUACCAGACGCAUAGGAAAAAUUCAAGGAAGUCAUGGUCAAAAGAAGAUGAUGAAAUAUUGAAAAGUCGUGUCGAUAAAUGUUUGCAAGAUCUGGGGUAUGUUAAUGGUAUAACUGAUAUUACCUCGAUCCAUGAAUCUAUAGAGUUAUCUAAGAAGAUCCCAUGGGAAUCUAUCGCUCGAGAUUUUGAACAUCAAAAUAGGAAGGCCAAAGACCUGAAGAAAAGGUGGUCUGGUUCUUUAGAUCCAAACGUGAAGAAAGGUAAAUGGACACCAGAUGAAGAUGCAAAGCUUCUGAAAGCAUACGAAAAAUACGGUUCUCAUUGGUUAAGUAUUUCUUUGGAAAUCGAAGGUAGAACUGAAGACCAAUGUGCAAAAAGAUAUAUCGAAGUCUUAAGACCCGAUAGUGAACAACGUUUAAGAGAAUGGUCAAAGGCAGAAGAUCUGUUACUGAUUAGUAAAGUAAAAUUAUAUGGUACUAAAUGGAGAAAAAUUUCCUCGGAAAUGGAAUCAAGACCAAGUUUAACUUGUAGGAAUAGAUGGAGAAAAAUCAUUACAAUGGUUGUACGUGGUAAAGCAGACGAAAAAAUUACAAAAGCGGUUAAAGAAAACAAAAAUAUAGAUAUAACAAAUGGUAGAGUACGAGGAGGAGAAGAGGAUGAAACACAGCAAAAGACUGAAACUAACACUGUAGCAUCAACUCCAGGAAGUCUCUCACAGGUAGCGGGAUAUAAUGAUUAUAAGAAUAGCAUACAAGUGGAUGAACCUCUUGCAGACGCUUCAAUCAACUUAUUAUCUCUAAGGCAUUCACCUGCAGCUCUAACUCAUUUAUCAUCGGUUUCUAACGCACAAUCACCUGUGCCCAUUGACGAUAUUAAUACCCCACAAGGUCGUAACUCUAUGGAGCCAGAUGUUUUAAGAAAUAUACACAAAAUAAAAAACAUAAAAAAUCGAUACUCCAACAGGCCUUCUGCUUCGAGAGAUACUGAAUGGAAGUUUACCUUAAAAGAUGGAUCAGAUCUUUCUUUAUCAAAUGGUACUAUAAGCAGUUUAGACUUAGUGAAGGAAUUAGUAGAUCAAGCUAAAAAGUUUGAUUUGAAGAUAUCAAUCCAUCAACAUAUUCAUAAUCAUUAUAUUACUUCAAAUGAAGCAAACCCUAGCCGUUCUAACGAUACAACAAUGUCUAAGGAGGCUUCUCAGGAUAUUUCUGAAAAUCCAAAUAAUGGUAACAAUUUUAGGGGAGAAAUAGAUUCUUAUGGAAAUGAAUUUCUUUCUCAAAGUCCUAAUUUCAAUUCUUUUGAUCUAGGAACAUCACCUCAGCCAAACGGACAAAACACCGUAUCAACUAAUCAUUUUGAAAAUGUGUAUGCUUCAAAAUCCCCCCCAUUUGCCAGCAGACCAGAAUCAGCUAGUUCGAGAGGUUCAAGAAGUACACCUACUAGUGAAAUUAGAGAUUUAGGUCCAAAUAGAAUAAAUCAUUUCAAUUUCCUACCUCUUUCGGUAAGACCCCAAUUAGGAUCAUCAGACGCUACUAGAAUGGCUUCUUUAACUAAACUUCUUAAUCCAAGUUCUGAUAGUAGCAUCGACAAAAGAAGGAAAAGAUCUAAUCCAUUAAGGAAAUCAGUAAGUUAUCAGAACGAUCAUAUAACGUAUAACAAUCCUGCUUAUAAUUCCAACACAACUAAUUCUGAAAGAUCAAGCGAUACUCCUAUUAAGAAUGAAUCUGUUGAUGAAGAAGAGGAUCUUAAUUAUUGGGAAUCAUUACGUACAUUAGCUGGUAAACCUGCAUCUGAAACAUCAGAUAGAGAUUAUAAUGAAUCUAAAGAAGAUGAAGCUGAAGAAGAUUAUGGAAUAUUCUUCGAUAUUUUUGAGAAUAGAAAUAAAGCGGAGACACCAAAAGAAGAAGUUAAAAAUGAAAAGUAA
Molecule: messenger RNA, 2001 nt
Organism: Vanderwaltozyma polyspora DSM 70294
Lineage: Eukaryota; Fungi; Ascomycota; Saccharomycetes; Saccharomycetales; Saccharomycetaceae
Gene: BAS1
Product: Bas1p
Exons: 1
Coding region: 1-2001 (666 amino acids)
Source: RefSeq, a predicted model, not a curated record